AUGGUUCAGGCAGCCUGGCAAUGGGCGGCACGUACGAAGAAUUUGAGAAAGAGUCUGAUUCACGGGGAGGAAGAGGCGAGGUUGGUCUUGACAGACAAGUUCGAAGCACAGGAUGUCACAACCAACGAAAUCUCGAUGAGCGGGAGCAUCGAUAUCGAGGACGACUCGGGAUUUCUGUUGUCGAACGAUGUACCGAACGUGGACGCCGACGAGGCUGCACUGACGAACGGCACCGCAGCAACGGGAGCCUCCACUGGCACAGCCCAGCAGAUGGAGUCGUUCUCGGCCAGUGCAUCCUUCAAGCAGCUCCGUGAUCAGAUCGCGGAAGCGCUCAAGGGCAUGAAGAUUAUUUUCAAAGACCUGACCCAGAAGCAAUCCGAUGCCUUGACCCGCCCACUGGAUAAGCCCUUCUCAGAUUCCAUCCUUCGCAUGUUUGCAGAUGCGACGAAACAAGAUUUGAUCAUGAACAACUAUGUUGUUCGGUCAAGGACACUUGUCUGCAGGUGA
Messenger RNA from Symbiodinium necroappetens, 507 nucleotides. The record is from the annotation of a GenBank genome assembly. NCBI's taxonomy places the organism in Eukaryota, Dinophyceae, Suessiales, Symbiodiniaceae.